Molecule: messenger RNA, 1837 nt
Organism: Melopsittacus undulatus (budgerigar)
Lineage: Eukaryota; Metazoa; Chordata; Aves; Psittaciformes; Psittaculidae
Gene: TAMM41
Product: TAM41 mitochondrial translocator assembly and maintenance homolog
Exons: 9
Coding region: 59-1072 (337 amino acids)
Biological process (GO): cardiolipin biosynthetic process; CDP-diacylglycerol biosynthetic process
Cellular component (GO): mitochondrion
Molecular function (GO): phosphatidate cytidylyltransferase activity
Source: RefSeq, a predicted model, not a curated record
CAGCCGGUAGGCGGGGAGCGGCGGCGCGGCGGGAAGGCGAGGCGGACCGGGCCGCGCUAUGGCGCUGCCGGCGCUGUCGAGCUCGGGGGUGAAGUUCCGGCAGGUUCUGGCGCACUUCCCCCAGGAGCUCAGCCUGGCCUUCGCGUACGGGUCCGGGGUGUUCCGGCAGGCGGGGGACUCGGCCGGGCCCGGCGAGAACAACAUGCUGGACUUCGUGUUUGCUGUUGAUGAUGCUGUGACAUGGCAUAUGAUGAACUUAACAAAGAACAGGAGUCAUUAUUCCUUCCUAAAAGUUUUGGGGCCAAAACAGAUAAACAGUGUCCAGAACUAUGGAGCAGGGAUUUACUACAAUACGUUAGUGCCAUGUAAUGGUAGGGUGAUAAAAUAUGGUGUAAUUAGCACUGAUACCCUGAUUGAUGAUUUACUCCACUGGAAAACCCUCUACGUGGCUGGACGCCUACAGAAGCCGGUGAAAAUCCUGACACAGAAUGAGAAUAGCAAGCUACAAGCUGCUCUUGUGAGCAAUCUGAAGAGUGCAGUCACAGCAGCCUUUCUCAUGUUACCAGAAAGCUUCUCAGAAGAAGACCUCUAUAUGCAGAUUGCAGGACUCUCCUAUACUGGUGAUUUCAGAAUGAUAGUAGGAGAAGACAGAUCGAAAGUGCAGAACAUAGUGGAACCUAAUGUUCCCCAUUUUCAGAAGCUGUACAGUAACAUACUACAGGACUGCCCUCAAGUGGUAUACAAGCACCACCUGGGAAGGCUAGAGAUAGAUAAAAGUCCAGAAGGUCAAUUUGCACAAUUGAUGUCUUUGCCAAGGACUCUGCAACAAAAGAUAACUUCUCUGGUAGACCCUCCUGGAAAAAACAGAGAUGUGGAAGAAAUUCUAUUGCAAGUUGCCCAUGACCCUGACUGUGGAUUUGUGGUGCAUCAAGGCAUUGCAAGAAUUGUGAGAUCUUCCAGCGUAGUGCAGAGUGCUAAAACCAUACUAACAGCUGGGGUAAAGAAAUCUGUAACUUACAGUAUGAAGAAAUUAUAUAAAAUGACAAAGGGAUGGUUAAGGAAGGCAUCUUGAAUCUUGACAUACUGUGUAUGGGUAAAUAAAUGGUUCACCGUUAGGAUUCUUCUGAGGAUGUUUACUGGGUGCUUCUGCAGGGUGGACUUCAGGAAAAGUCAGGGUUUUCUUAAAUGUGUGACAUGCUGAAUCUAAAAACCUUUGGCUGUGACUUUCACUGUGAGAAAGUGUUUGAAAUGAGAGGCUUGUCACAUAUCAGAUCUUUUCAUUAAAAUUGCAUGUUCCUUUCAUGAGACUGAGAGGACAACUGCCCAAUUCAUGGCUAAGCAUUGCCAGAAGUGUCCUCAUUAGACGGAAAGUGAUAUUCUCAUUGACCUUCGGAAGCUACUUAAGUGGAUUAAUGAAUUGUGUGUUGUUUGGCAGAAGAUUCUGAGUCCUUUAAAGUUUAUGAACAAAAGUACCUAUUAUUUAAUUGAUUCCUUAUUCUUGUUUUUCAGAAAAUACUGUCCACAAAGAUAACAUUUGUUCUCCCUUGCUUAAUUCAAUUAGCUAAACUAAAGGAAAUUGGACUUAUACAUAACACAGUACAUUAAACAUGCCGUUAAAGAAUGGACAUUUCUGGCAGUAUUGAUGUGCUGACACAAUAAAUCUGGAGCAUCUGUUGUAAAUAGAAUAUUUUUUGCACUGAGUUUUGUGGGCUUGUGGAUUUUGGAUGUUUUUCUUAAUAAAAUAAAUGGAGAGAACAUUUUACUUGUGAGAGUGUCAAUGAUAAAAAUAAUUGAAAGGUAAAAAAUGGAAAUAAAAUGUACCAUUCCUGAUCAGCAA